GCCAUUGUGAAAUUCUCCGUCCCCAGUUCUCGACUCCAGCAUACUCCGUUCGGAAGCAAGCUCGGUUAGGGAUUGAAUCCAUGGGUUUGCACCUUCUUCCCAUUGAUGCUGCCUUGAAGAUUGCUUCUUCGCUUCAGGGAUGUGAUGCGAAUCGGUACGAAGGCAUCGGACAUUUGUUCUUUGGGCUGUUGCUCGCGAUUUUGUAAGCAACUCUGCGAUUCCGAUUACCUGUGGGAAUCUCUCACUCGAGAAAGAUGGCCUUAUAUCAAUGUUGCUUCGUCUACUGGUUCUUCUUCAUCAACUCUCGCACAAUCGCCUAUCUCCAUGGGAUGGAAAAGCUUUUACAUCCAGAGACAUAUCGAGAUAUCGAGACGAGCCCAAGCAGCGGUAAAGUUUAUAGAACAAUACUCUCCUUCUUCCCCAAUUGAGGGUGGAGACUAUCUCAGGACAAUUGUAGGCUUGUGGGAUUUGAAGCUUAGUUUUAUAGAUGCUCAAAUGGUGCUCUUCAAACCUCACCUGAAUGAGCUGCUGAACUUGGUUGGCUUACACUACUGUCAAAGUUGGCUUCAAGUUCCUGGGAAUGAAAUCAUAGAAGCACUUGAAAGAUGCAAGAUCUCAGAGAGGCAAGUAAGUGUGAAAUGGUGGAAGCUGGGAAGAUGGUUUUAUGGCUUCCGUAUGAGAGACGAGCAACAAACUCGUCGAGUCUCUCUAGCAGCACUCGUAGCAGAAGAAGGGGAAGACGUUCUCGAGGUGCUUAGCCGAGGCGCUGUUAACGAGGUGCUUCGAGUUCAGGUAUCUGUAGGUGAGCCUUUUGCCAGUAACUGAUCUCAGGAAAGCACAUAAAAACACCAUUUGCAUCUCCUAAGUAAGCAUUCUGCAGCAAUGAUCUAUGUGCUAAUUAAUAGUUGCUUCAUAUAUUUCAAAUAAUUGCUUAUAGAUUUAUGCCUGCAGAUACCCAAAUGCUAAAUACUUGUUGCCCAUUCAGGUUUGAUUUAUAAUUGGUAUAUUUUGUAAAUUAUUAGGAGCUUUUGGCUCCCAAGUAUUGGUUUCGGACAAUUUUAAUAUCUUAGGUCACACAAUACUAAUAGUAUAGUCCAUGGCUACAGCGUUACUUUUCUA
Molecule: messenger RNA, 1119 nt
Organism: Cucurbita pepo subsp. pepo (vegetable marrow)
Lineage: Eukaryota; Viridiplantae; Streptophyta; Magnoliopsida; Cucurbitales; Cucurbitaceae
Source: RefSeq, a predicted model, not a curated record